Clupea harengus (Atlantic herring) is the source of this 2371-nucleotide messenger RNA. It is a transcript of the gene sh2b3, whose product is annotated as SH2B adaptor protein 3. Lineage: Eukaryota; Metazoa; Chordata; Actinopteri; Clupeiformes; Clupeidae. The record is from RefSeq and is a predicted model, not a curated record. Gene Ontology annotation, cellular component: plasma membrane. Gene Ontology annotation, molecular function: transmembrane receptor protein tyrosine kinase adaptor activity. Gene Ontology annotation, biological process: intracellular signal transduction.
AUCCCACUUCGCGGGGGGUGGCUUUUAUUUUGAAAUUAGCCUACCACAUGUCUUGAUGUAGCUUUUGACUUAGCGCAGUUCGCAGUUCAGUCUGGUGUUGUUGCACACUUUCAACAUGAGAGAGAAAUUAACGGGCAUCUGGGCUUGCAGUGAUUCUCAGCUGUGCUGGUUACUGCGAUGAAUGGUAACACUAUCCAUCAGGCACUGCCUACCACUUCCGCUGUGCACACCUGUGGCUGGAGGGAAUUCUGCGAGUCGCAUGCCAGUGCCACGGCCCGGGAGCUCGCCAAGCGCUACCGGCGCUUUGCCGGCGAGUCCACGGAGCAGGAUGUGGUCCCACCAGACAGCUUCUCGCGGCAGUUCAGUGACAUCUUCCAGCAGCACUUCUGCCUCGAGGUCGCCAAACAGAACCUCCUCGCCCCCCCGGCGCCGCAGAGCCCCGCCCCGCCGGCGCCUCCUCCCCCGCUCUCUCCCAGGCUGUCAGCCAUGACCGGCCGUCUCCGCAUCACCUCCUUCUCGGGCGUCCUGGACUACCGGGAGGCGGGGCGACCCGGGGGCUCUGGCCUGGUGGCGGUGCUCGGCCCGAAGCCGGAGUCGGAGGUGGGCAUGGCCCUGCAGCUGGAGCAGCCCCUGCGCUGCUGCGCCCCAGCCGACACUACGACAGCCCGCCCACGGAGGCACAGCCUCAGCCUUGGGCUCGGCCAGGAGCAGACGUCUGCGGAGCGCCGGCCCACCUCUGAACGGUACACCCCGCCUCCUCGCCACGCCCACGCCCACCCACCCACCGACGCCACGCACUUUUCCAGUCAGAUCCGCCAGAGCAUGCGGCGCAUCUUUAAAAAGCGGCCCCAGGCGGACGACCCCACCCCCACUGAGGGCUCGGGGGACGCUUCGAACAGACCGGGGGGGACCGCUCCCGGGCCCAUGGAAUGCCCUCUGACCCCUCCGGCUGUCCUCAACCUCACUCCGCAAGCCUCUCCCUCAGUGACCUCACACACCUCGACCUCGGCGUUCCUGGGUCGGCUGGCCAGCAAAUUGCGGGUGCCCAGCGUGCGGAAGCGGGCAGAGGUCAGGAGCACGUGCAAAGAGGGGCAGCUGAGAUACCUGCUGGUGGAGGACACUAUCUCUGACUCGCAGCCGCGCUGGCAGCGCUGCCGCCUGCUGGUGAGGAGGACCAACGAACGCCCAGCUCCGGAACGAUACCAGCUGGAACUCUACGACCCCCCCAAGGGCUCGAGUCCCAAGCUGACAACCCGUUGCUCAGAUAUCUUGGAGGUUCGGCGCUGCAAUCGUCUGGAGAUGCCUGACAAUGUCAACACGUUUGUUUUAAAGGUUAAUCACUAUCCAGGCAGUCUCAUAUUCGAGACAGAAAAUGACCAGCAGGUUAGCUCCUGGACUACAGAACUGAAAGAAUGUAUCAACCACAGGUCCGACAGUGUGGAUUUGGAGCUGCUAUCUCCCUCUGUGGGAGACUCCAGUACAGGAAUCAGGAGAGAAAGCUCCGAGUCUACAAGCCAGGGCUCUCCACCUUUCUCCCCACCGGAGCGGGUGUACCACAAGACGCAUCACUUCCUGUCGUCGUACCCCUGGUUCCAUGGGCCCAUCUCGCGGGUGAAAGCAGCCUACCUGGUGCAGAGCUCGGGCCUUGAGGGCCACGGCGUGUUCCUUGUGCGGCAGAGCGAGACGCGACGCGGGGACUACGUCCUCACUUUCAACUACCAGGGCAAGGCCAAGCACCUGCGUCUGUCGUUGACGGAGUGGGGUCAGUGUCGCGUGCAGCAUCUGCGCUUCCCCUCCGUCAUGGACAUGCUCAGUCACUUCCGCCUCUACCCCAUCCCCCUGGAGUGCGGGGCCGCCUGCGACGUCACGCUCUCCAGCUACGUGGUGGCCAGUGCCACCUCAGCAGGUCAGAAUUCCCCGGCAGUGCUGGUGCCCUUCUCCCUGCACCGCUGGAGCUCCGAACCCAGCCUGGCGCUGGGCAACCCGCCCAGCCGCUCCUGCCUCUCCCCCUCCGUCAACCCCUUCUCCUCCGCCCUAGCUCCUUUGGGGUCGGCCCCGCACCAUCGACCCCUCGCGCACCCUCAGCGCCCCCCUGCCCUUCCGGAACGGCCCGCCCCACCACCCCUCCGCCGGAGCGAGUCAGUGGGCCGCCGACCGAUGCUGCAACGCCACACCAACCCCCUUACCCCCCUCCUGCCCCAGAGGGACUCAGACUACGAACUGGAGCCCCCGGACAGGGGUCACAAGCGAGCCAUCGACAACCAGUACAUGUUUCUCUGACAGCGAGCCAUAGAAAGGCCUGCACAGCACUCCAUGUAGAUUCCUUUUUUUUUUUUUUCUCUUCCUCAGACCAGUGAACCCGCACAGAGAC